This is a messenger RNA of Ailuropoda melanoleuca (giant panda), 8277 nucleotides long. RefSeq names its product ring finger protein 150 (gene RNF150). NCBI's taxonomy places the organism in Eukaryota, Metazoa, Chordata, Mammalia, Carnivora, Ursidae. The record is from RefSeq and is a predicted model, not a curated record.
AUGGCAAUGUCUCUCAUCCAAGCGUGCCGCAGUCUGGCUCUCUCAACAUGGCUGCUUUCCUUUUGUUUCGUGCAUCUGCUCUGCCUGGACUUUACCGUGGCUGAGAAGGAGGAAUGGUAUACCGCCUUCGUGAACAUCACCUACGCGGAGCCCGCGCCGGACCCCGGGCCCGGAGUGGCGGGGGGGGGGGGGGGGCGGGGCGGCACGGAGCUGCACACCGAGAAGACUGAGUGCGGGCGCUACGGGGAGCACUCGCCCAAGCAGGACGCCCGCGGGGAGGUGGUCAUGGCCAGCUCGGCCCACGACCGCCUCGCCUGCGACCCCAACACCAAGUUCGCCGCCCCGGCCCACGGCAAGAACUGGAUAGCCCUCAUCCCCAAGGGCAACUGCACGUACAGGGAUAAGAUCCGGAACGCGUUCCUGCAGAACGCCUCCGCGGUGGUCAUCUUCAACGUGGGCUCCAACACCAACGAGACCAUCACCAUGUCCCAUGCAGGUGUAGAAGACAUUGUGGCAAUAAUGAUUCCUGAGCCAAAAGGGAAGGAGAUAGUAAGCCUGCUGGAAAGGAACAUCACGGUGACCAUGUACAUCACCAUCGGGACCCGGAACUUGCAGAAAUACGUGAGCCGCACUUCGGUUGUGUUUGUCUCCAUCUCCUUCAUCGUCCUGAUGAUCAUAUCCCUCGCGUGGCUGGUCUUUUAUUACAUCCAGAGGUUUCGAUAUGCAAAUGCCAGGGACAGGAACCAGCGCCGACUGGGAGAUGCUGCAAAGAAAGCGAUCAGCAAGCUCCAGGUCAGAACCAUCAAGAAGGGUGACAAGGAAACAGAGCCCGAUUUUGAUAACUGUGCAGUUUGCAUUGAAGGGUACAAGCCCAAUGACGUUGUGCGGAUCUUGCCCUGCCGGCAUCUUUUCCACAAGUCCUGUGUUGACCCCUGGCUUCUAGACCAUCGCACCUGUCCCAUGUGCAAGAUGAACAUUCUUAAAGCCCUAGGGAUCCCGCCCAACGCCGACUGCAUGGAUGACUUGCCCACCGACUUCGAUGGAUCUCUGGGAGGCCCACCCACCAACCAGAUCACAGGCGCGAGCGACACGACUGUAAACGAAAGUUCAGUCACUCUGGAUCCUGCUGUCCGGACGGUGGGAGCCUUGCAGGUGGUCCCGGAUACAGACCCCGCCCUGCAGGAAGGAGAAGUCAUCUUUACUACUAACAGCGAGCAGGAGCCAGCUGUAAGCAGUGAUUCUGACAUCUCGCUGAUUAUGGCGAUGGAGGUUGGACUGUCUGAUGUAGAACUUUCCACUGACCAAGACUGCGAAGAGGUGAAGUCUUGAAAUGGUGAAUAUAGAACAAAGGGAUGGUAGGACCCAAGGGGAAGGAAGGGAGGAGGACCUCAAGAAUUGGACCGGGCACACCACACCUCCAGAACCACUUGGUAACUCCACAGCGCUCCGCUCAAGAAUGGGAACGAAAGCAUUAUCCAAAGUCACGUUAAUCAGGAAGCCGUCUCUCCAUCUGUCCAACAGUCCGCGCCUUGGCAGCUGGGAAGUCGAAAGCUGAUUCUCCCUCCCACGUCCUUAUAGACACACACUUCAGAAGCUCCUAAAACAGACAGGAAGGACAUGUUUAGGGCUUCUUACUUCUAUUUCCUCUUCUUCCAGGUCUUGUUUUGUUGUUUGGGGAAUGUUGUUUGAUUUCCUUGGCAGUUUCUUUUGAAAGACUGUGUGUGGUUUAAGGACAUCCACCCCUUUGGCUGACUCCAGCUUUUGCGGAGAGUUCUGUUUUGAAGCACCGGUUCCCACGAUGAUCGGUUUGUAUGCACCAUCUCUGAGAUGAAUGGCCUUGACCUCUCAGCAUGAAGUGUGCAUGGCUUGGGGAAGUGCCACAGCACCCUGAAACCGUCAAAGGCCAGCUUUCCUUAAGAAUCUAAAUUAUUUUAAGUGGAUCUUAAAUAUCCUAGCUGCCAGAGACCCCAACACUAAGCUCUGAACCCACCGAGGUUAUACUCACUACUUGCACCCACAUCCUGCUGGCUUCCGCUUGCCAGGCUCUGUUAAUGGCCCAUGUGACAUGAGAAGGAAGCUCCAUUUUUGCCUGGAUCUUAUAGUCUUUGACUGAAAUCCCAAACUCAGAAGUCCCCUCCAGGGCUGAGGCGCUGUUCUCCAUGACCGUAGGGCUUGUAGCUGGGACGGCAAGCCCAGUUUUAAGACCAGAUACCACAUACUCUUCCCAAAAGCAAAACGUCUGUUCUAUUGGUGUCCCCAAGGCUAGAACGGUCUUCUGUUCCCUCCACAAGUGGCUUCUGCAGGCGAUGGAGGCUUCAGAAGAGACCCAAUCCUCUUGGAGCCCAGUGUCCAACACAGUGGGGGCUGCCGGAGCACCUAGGUUUUACCUUAAUCCCAACACACUUCUGUUAAACGUCACCAGACCUCCAGGAAGGGUUUAGGGGAAUCCUUAGCAGCUGGCUUCCCAGGGCUCCCCGAGUACAUCUAAAUACCAAGUUGAGGAGGGACGUGUGAUUUGAUAAACCAUUUGAUCUAAAAAAUACAGCAUGGGAAUUUGCUAACCCAAGUUUCUUCUAACAGAGAGAGACAAAGAGGGAAAGAGGCAUCCAAUCAAUACUGAAGCCCACCGGCAUUUUUAAACUACUUACGUUUUUAUUCUUUUUUUGUAACUAUGACAGAGAUGUGCUAUUUUUUUCAGUGGGCAAUUUUGUAAUACAUUUAGACUAUCCAGAUGCAGAGAUGACUAAGGUAGUGAAUGGUUUCCCUGGACAAUCACAGAUCACCUCAUCCUCCGUAAGAAGGCAAUGCGGCUGUGUGGGUUACUAAGAAGGAAAGCUUUUCUCACUGAGUUAUUUACAUCUUUGACGAGGCUUUUCCACCUCAUUACACUAACACUCAUCCCAAAACCAGAGCUGGGCUGUGUCGUAAAUCCCCACUGCCGAAACAUGGACUGGAUGUCAAGGGGGUAGAUGUCAGACUUCUGGUUGCUCUUUUUUCACCAUCUUUAACGAUUUCCUAUUUGAUGCUUUCUAAGUAGGCAGCAAGGCAGGGAAAAUGAUUACCACCUUCAGAAAUGUCACCUCUCUCUGGGAGUGUCACACUCCCUGUAAUGAAACCCAGUGUCAGUGUGCGAAGGCAGUCGGGGGAGUGAAGACAGCAUUGAACCAGGAGUCAGGAGUCCUGGCUGAGCCACGCGUUUGCUGGGCCUCAUCUUCUCCCUCUGCGAAAUGAAGGAGUUUCACAAGAUGAUGGCCGAGGCUGCUUCUGGCCUUAAGACUACUAAGGAGCUUUUUGCCAGGAGGGUCCAUGUUUUGGCAGAUGGCGAUGACAUACAGCUGACUUCAUACAUUAGGGGCGGUUCCUCGACAGGUAACAUGCGCUAAUGGCUUUUUGGAAUUCGGCACUCCUAUGUUGCUGAAAAUGAAUAUUGAAAUGAUGCAAGGUUGAAGUCCAAGUAAGAGUGGCUUUGUUUUGCCUUGUUUAAAACCACUGUUAGUCACAGAGUUUGUCAUCUCUGGAUACCUUCAAAUCCUAGUCCUUAGUGUGGGACUCCUCGUCUCAGGGUGGUUCUUGUUCUUGGUCAGCAUAGGCUUACACCACGUACUCCUUCAGUCAGCUCCGCCUGAAGCACAUCUGGGUAUUAACUUAGGUCACAUGGAAUUAGAAGAAUAAUCCAACAGCACGAGAAAUACAAAUCGUAUUCCAUACCCAGGAGAGAAAAUGCCUUUUGGAUGGCAUCCUUCAUUUGGUGGGUGUUGUCUCUUCCCGCCGGUGACCAGGUAAUUCAGGAAUCAGUUGCCCGUGUACCCCUCCAAGGCCUGGGACUACCCCAAGGAGGUUCUGCUACAAAACCCUGGAGCCUAGGAGGCUCUCCACUUACCAAAGGUUUGUUUCCAGAGGAUUUUCCUGUGGCUUUAGUGGUUCAAAAAAAAAAAAAAAAAGUUUAACCAGCAUAGAAGGGUUUAAAAGAAAGGAAAACCUUCUCCCAUAGCCUUCUUCACCACCUUCCCCCACCCCCAAAGAGGAAAUUCUGAGCUGGGAACCCUCUAGAAGUAUAUGCAAACUUUAUUGUGUAUUUACAGAUGCACAUUUUUCUAUAAUGAGUGUCCAGACCAGCACUAUCCAAUAGAAAUAUAAUGCAAGGCACCCAUGUGAGUUUUACAUUUUCUACUGGCUACAUUUUAAAAAGGAAAAAGGAGCAGUUCAAAAUAAUUUUAAUCAUUUAUUUAAUCUUUUUGUUUCAACAUAAAAAGUAUAAAUGAAAUAUUUUUUCAUUCUUUCUUGUACUAAGUCCUCUAAAUCCAUCGUGUGGUUUAUGCUCGCAGCACACCUCACUUUGGACUGGCUACAUCUCCAGCUCCAUCUCAACAGCCACACGUGGCCCGUGGCUCCCAGCUGGACCUGCCCAGAGCUGCUCCAGUAUUCUCACACAAUCCCCUGACCCUUACAAAGAAAAAAAAAGUUAAAACCUAAUUACCUCCAGAGAGAACUAGUCUCCACCCAAGUUGCCUAAUGAGAGGCCCAAAGACCUGUUUGUUUUGUAAUGAGUAAAUAUUCAGGCCAUUCUUUUUGAAAUUUCUGCCUGAUCUUUCUAACCAUACACUGAUAGCCAUUACUGUCACUGUUACUUCGCUCACCAGUUCUUGUUUUUUUAAGAAGUCACACAAACCAUAUUGAUUUGGUGCUGAAACAAAAUUAUCUCCCUCACUUCUAUGACAAACCCUCAGACUGGUAUGUGGCACUCAGGAGCCAAAAAGAAUUCCAGACUAUAGUCAUCCAACUUCACCUCAAUCCCUAGUUCUCCUGCUUCCAGGCUGGCAGAAGGCCUUUUCUCAGUGCCAGUGCCCCCUUGGGAUUUGAGGGGGGAAAGUGGGAAGUUAUGUACUGACUCCAAAUGCAAGACUCUGAGUGACCUCCUUGAGAAGAAGUCUUUGGGGUUGUGACUGCCCAGCCUAUUGGGGGAGUCACAACAGCCUACAACCACCAGCUCUCCCCCCACGGCUGUGGCCAAGAAAGGGAGCAUUUCCAUUCCCUCAGAAAAACUGAGAGUCACCUCAGGAAUCGCCUCUUCCAUGUGGCUGAUCCCUUUGAGAAGAACUGAGCCCUGAUCAAGAUUACAGCAGCUAAACAUUGAUUUUAGUCUCCAGGGCUUAGUCGCCCCUGAAAUAUUAACUCUGUCACUUAGGCAGGAAGAAAGGGAGUUGUGAGAAGGCAGAAAGUGAAUAGUGGAGGGGUGCCUGGCUGACUCAGUCGGUAGAGCAUGUGACUCUUGAUCUUGGGGUUGUGAGUUCAGGCCCCACAUUGGAUGCAGAGAUGACUUAAAAAAAAUAAAAACUUAAAAAAAAAAAAAAGAAUAGUGCAAAGGCCCCUACCUAUUCUGACAUCACCUAGUCAUGAUGGUAACCAUGGAGGCAAAUCCCUGUCCAAAGAUUGUUUCCAGCAUUUCCCUCAUUCUGGACAUUCGUGGGUCUGGGUUUGGUUAUGUCAGAAACCACAAUGCCCAGUGGCUACUUUGGACAGUGCCAACGUCCUUGCGGCCACCACACCUUCAGAACCAAAAUGGUGACAGAUAGCCUAACAUAGGGUUCUUUCUUAUUUAGGAGUUGUGUUGAGAUGAAAAUGCUUGCAGAGCAUAAAAAAUAAGUGGUGUUUAUUUAUCCAUUGAGGGCAUCACCUUGACUGAAAACAAAUCUCAUUAAAUCAAAACUCUUUCAGAAAAUCUAAGAUAGGGAGUCACAUCCUCUGUGGAGCAAGGACCCAGCCCUCUGUGGUGCUGGGGCCCCUGCAGCAAUUUCCAGUAGCAUUUUUAUAUGCUCGAUCUUAGAUUUCUUUCCCUUUUCUCUGUGUGUGUGUGUAUGUGUGUGUGUGUGGCUUUCUCUGACUGUCUCUGUACACACACACACACACACACACACAUUCUUUUCCCAUCUUUCGGGACAAAAAAACCUUGGUGGCUUUGGAUCUAUAGUCUUACCAUUAUUGUGAUUACCAUUGUUACUGUUGGGUGUUUUUCUUGUUUUUAUUGUGUGGCAGUGUCUAUAUUUGCACUUCUGAUGAGGAAAACCAGUUUACUCAAGGCAAAUCAACUUCUUCCAUAAUGGAGUUAGCCAUGUUUUCGCCUCUCCUAGCACUAAUUUAGUCACAGACCACUGUAGCUAUUGCCUUUUUUUCAGGCUUCCUUGCCAGAAAAGUCUCCUAGGCAAAUCAUGGCAAAGUCGCAAUCCAGAAUGCUGUUGAGAUCUAUCUUCUACUUUGGGCAUUUGUGACUUUCCUAGUUCACCACAGGCCCCUGAGGUUAGGGCUUCUAAGAAAAAUGUAUGGGCUGACCAUAUCUGAUGUCCACUCAUGCUUCUUACUUCAGCUUCUUAGCACAAGAACUUCCUCUUCCUAAGGGAUCUGAGAGGCCACUUUUUCCUUAAGAUUGAAAAAGAGACACAAAGAAUCCAUUCUCCUAAGGGGAGGGACCCAGGUUCCUUGUGCAGUGCCGUGUGUCACAGACGUGUAAUUGAUGAUGGCAUUAAGAGGAGGUGGGAAUGCUAGCCCGCAGGAAGUGAGAAAGGAUGGCAGGAUAUGAACAUGGGCACCCUUCCCAGACAAAUGCUCAUCCCCUAGGUUUGGAGCUGACCUGGUGUUUUGGGGUGUGUAUGUGUGUGUUUUAAGGAGUUUAACCCUCGUGAGUUAAAUACUCAUGGUUGCAAAGAAGGUUGGGAUUGCCUGAAAGAUAAAUUAGUUCUGAGAAACAGGAAUGAGUCUCUCAGCAUCACUUACCUCUUCUCUUUGCCCCCUUGUCUCCCCAUCUCACAGCUCCAAGCCCUUUGUAGUAGGAACAGUAAUUUGUAAAAACCUGUACAGGUUGGUAGCCAUGCUUCCACUUUGACCCUUGUGAUGACACAAAAUUAUCCCAAAACGAAAGAGGUGAUUCUGGAUUCUAGAUGUAGAUCCUUAAUUAUCAAGCCCUUUAACGAAAAAACCUGCUUGUUGUGCAAAGAACCCAAUGAGGUCACUCACAUCUCUCUUUAUCACCCUGUGAACCAUGCCUGCCUCAAACAAGUGGCUUUUUCAGGAAUCUCAACGAUCAAAGACCUUUUCAUCUUUGCGCUACUCUUGAUUGACGUUUGCACUUACUUCAGAGCCAUUCGCUCCAUGGCCACCUGAGACAUGAGACAUGUUUGUUGGUGUUAAUGAUAAGGCAAGGACAUAGUCUCUUAAGGAGUCUGCAGGUCUGUACAGAGCAAGGGAGAGCUUCUGUGGAGAACUUAGCUCCACCCAAGGGCCCCAGAAUCACUGCUUGGCAGAAUGUCUGUGGUCUUGUCAUCCUUACUGAAUCGAAGGGCUUGGAGGAGCAGGAAAAUGUGAGGACCAUGUGUGCUAUGAAAACCAAAGACCGAUCACCAUCCAAACGGACACAUGUUCUUCCACUGACUCGUUUAAUUUUCUCCUAAUGUUCUCGUCAAUAAAAGGGAAGGUGGGUUGCCUAGUCAGACGAAACUGAAAGCUUAGGGGGUUUUCUCUUGCAGGCUGGUGAUUGCCCUUACUAAAUCCAGAAAUCUAAAAAAAAAAAAAAAAUGUAUCGUGGCCUUAGUACCACACCAUCUUUAGUCUGGUGUUUCGUCCCCUUUUCCCUCAAAAAGUUUUAGACAAAACUAGCGCUUUAUUGUACUCGGAAUUAUUGUUCUCUUUGAGAAUGUGAAGAUUUUAAAUAGCCAAAGAAUUUUCAUGUAGGAGAGCUUCGUAAUUAGAGUGGAUCCCGCGUUUUUGAAGAAAAUACCAAACUAUUGCCUGUACAACUAGAUAGCAGAGCAGUUGAAGAAGGAUUGCCAGGGCAAGGACUUCCUGUUGGCCUCUGUGGUACUUACUGGUGAGUAGGCGGUUAGUGCGAGGGGGCAGGGCGCCCUCUGCUGGCAGAAUCGCCAUUAUGCGUUCAGCCAGUUAAUUUGUCUAGGGUCACCAUUUCCUCCACGGACUCGUCACUUGCCUUUCGUCAUACAGUCUCCUCGGUCGUUGAGAAUUUGGUCCACGUUUAUCAAAAGUGGAAGGCAUGUCACAGGCUCGGAAAUGUGGAAGGAGAGCCCCACAGAAGAUCUUACUGCGCGCAGCAGCCCUUUCUUCUGCAAAAUGUCAAAGCGUCUCGUUAGCUCUGUUGGCAACGAAGCUGCGUCCGGCUGGAAUGUUUGUGCAGAGUUCGAAGGCAAGGGCCUGAGUGUUUUGUAACUUAUCUCAACUCUCUUCUUGUCAAAUCACAAAGGAAGAUCAAUAAACAGACUUCUUUCAUAUGAA